CCACCUUGUGAUGGAUGUGUCAAUCAAAAUGACUUUCCUAUAUUUUUUACCUUUUACAAGUAGUACAAGAGAGUGAAAUCGUUCUUCAUGGAAUAAUUGAGAGGAAAUGGACAUGGAAAUUGACCAAAGAACAGACGUGUCAGGUCGGGGCUUUGAGAGGCCAACAACAGAUUCUCAUGUAGUGAUUUUACACGAAAAACUGAUCAAAAGAAAAACCGAUAGAUACAUUAUAAAUAUUGGUCUAGCAUAUGAGAAAAUUGGAUAUAAAGUCACCAUGUUGACUUCGCAAUAUGAUAAAGAUGACUGUGUGGCUGAUAUUAUGUUUUCAGAUAGAAUCCACAUCAUGUACUCAGGCUGGUGGAUGCCCAGAAGUAUUUUAGGGCUAUUCCGAAACAACAUGUCAGCCUUCAAGGCUGCCUGGAUGGCUUUCAGGCUGAUAUUCUGCCCUCCUCAACCUAUACCAGAGCUGGUGGUCUUGGACGUAAGCCUUUGCGCUUUAUACUUCCUGAAUUGGUUUACAAAUUACAAACUUUUCUUCGUUGAGACCUUUCAAGAUUUGAGGAACACCGAUGCAUGUUUCGAACAUUCUAGAAUAACUCCUAGCUUACUAGAUGCUAAAUGGAUAAAACUUGCAGAAGAAGUUAUUGUUGAAACUGUAGGUUUUUCCGAGAUCUUCAAGAAAUCCUAUCCAUCAUACUCGAAAUCCCCAAAAGUAUUGUAUCCUUCAAUAGAUAUAGGCCUUUGGAGUGAACCUGGCAUCAAUAUUCAAAGAAUAGUCCCAGAUCUUCUGGAAAACACUAUUAUCUUUUUAACAAUAGGAAAAUUCAGGAGAUCAUCAAACUUUAAACUAGCUUUGGAAGCAUUUGAGAUGCUGCUAGAGAUGAUAGACGACAAUCCGGUGACCAAAAGGUUCCAACUAGUUAUUGCUGGUAACUGCAAGGCGCUAGAAGAGAAGUUUUAUUACAAUGAAAUGAUGGCUUUAGCGAAAGAAAAAAGAUGUGGGUCACAAGUAACUUUCUUGAAGCAACUACCUAUCAUCCAUGAGAAGACACUUAUCAUGGAGUCGGCUAUUAUGAUUCAUCCUGCCAAAAAUGACGUUGCUUCAGACUUUUUGUUGAAGGCUAUGAGCCUGGGUAAGCCCAUCGUGGCUACAAACAAAGGGAUAGCCUCGAAGAUGCUGACUCAUAGGCUUUCUGGUGUUAUAAUAGAGCCAGACGCCAGACUAUUUGCAGUAGCCCUGAAGAAGUUGAUGAUGAGCCCACACUUGCAGGUCUUUUUGGGUGAUAUGGCUAAAGACACGUUUGAUAAGCAAUAUUCCUUUGAGAGUUUUUGUGCAAGAGUUUGUCAUAUAAUGAAGAAAACUAUGCCAACGGACAGUAGUACAACUAUGAUAUCUGAUGUCACUGGUAAAAGUGAAUUGACGAACAAUAUUAAUUGAAUUGUAGAACACUAUAUGUGGUUGUAAGGUAUACGUAGGUUUGGUAAAAUAUAUUCUGACAUAACAA
Acanthoscelides obtectus is the source of this 1505-nucleotide messenger RNA. Lineage: Eukaryota; Metazoa; Arthropoda; Insecta; Coleoptera; Chrysomelidae. The record is from the annotation of a GenBank genome assembly.